Puma concolor (puma) is the source of this 3828-nucleotide messenger RNA. RefSeq names its product RAB11 family interacting protein 1 (gene RAB11FIP1). The record is from RefSeq and is a predicted model, not a curated record. Gene Ontology annotation, cellular component: intracellular membrane-bounded organelle. Gene Ontology annotation, biological process: regulated exocytosis. Lineage: Eukaryota; Metazoa; Chordata; Mammalia; Carnivora; Felidae. Gene Ontology annotation, molecular function: small GTPase binding.
AUGUCCCUGGCGGCCUCGGCUGGCCGGGGCCCGGGGGCCGUGUGGUCCCCAACGCACGUGCAGGUGACGGUGCUGCAGGCGCGGGGCCUGCGGGCCAAGGGCCCCGGGGGCACGAGCGAUGCGUACGCGGUGAUCCAGGUGGGCAAAGAGAAGUACGCCACCUCGGUGUCGGAGCGCAGCUUGGGCGCGCCGGUGUGGCGGGAGGAGGCCACCUUCGAGCUGCCGCCGCUGCUGUCCGCCGGGGCCGCGCCCGCGGCCGCCGCCACCCUGCAGCUCACCGUGCUGCACCGCGCGCUCCUCGGCCUCGACAAGUUCCUGGGCCGGGCCGAGGUGGACCUGCGGGAGCUGCACCGGGACCAGGGCCGCAGGAAGACCCAGUGGUAUACCUUGAAAUCCAAACCAGGAAAGAAGGAUAAAGAGCGAGGUGAAAUUGAGGUUGACAUCCAGUUUAUGAGAAACAACAUGACCGCCAGCAUGUUUGACCUUUCCAUGAAAGACAAGUCUCGGAAUCCAUUUGGGAAGCUGAAGGACAAGAUCAAGGGGAAGCAUAAGGAUAGCGCGUCCGAUACUGCUUCAGCCGUCAUUCCCAGUGUCACACCCUCCGCCGACAGCGAUGAUGAGUCUACUUCAAAAGACAAGAAAAAGAAGUCGAAGAUCAAGACCUUGUUUUCCAAGUCAAAUUUGCAGAAAACACCACUUUCCCAGUCCAUGUCUGUCCUGCCUACUUCAAAGUCAGACAAAGUGCUGCUUCGUCCUGGAGGCUUUCAGUCCCGGUGGGAGGAUGAUGAAAAUGAGGAUGAGUCCUCCUCUGCCUCUGAUGUCCUGUCUCCCAAGAGAACAGAGAGUGCACAUCCUAAGCAACUGAACCAGAUCAAUUUCAACCUUCCCAAGAAGGAAGGAGGACUCCCCUUUCUUGGUGGCCUUCGGUCUAAGAAUGACUUCCUUUCUCGCUCUAAUGUCUGUAUCAACGGGAACCAUGUUUAUGUGGAGCAGCCAGAAGCCAAGAGCGAGACCAAGGACAGCACCCCUUCUUCUUCCCCGUCCCCCCAGGGCUUCAGGAAGAAGCAUUUGUUCUCCUCCACCGAAAACCUGGCCACUCGGUCCUGGAAGGAGCCUGGUGACGUUGGGGUGGUGUCUUCCGACAGACAGUUCUCUGAGUCUUCCACAAAAGACUCUCUGAAAUCUAUGUCUCUGCCAUCCUACCGGCCACAGAUCAGUGGGGACAUUCAGGAGAACACGGCUCCAGUGAGCUUGGAGGUGGCAAAAGAAACCAAGGAGAGCAAGAAGCAGGAGAACAAGAAGUCCUCUUUGCUGUCUCUGGUGACAGGAAAGAAGGAUGUGGCUAAGGGCAGUGAAGGCGGAAGCCCCCCUACGGUCCCAGGAAAGGAGAAGGAAGGCACGCUUAUGGAAGUCACACCGAGGGGGGACCAGGCGGGGCCUGACGGAGACCUAGUAGAAAGAUCCGAGAAGGAUACUACGGCUGUUGUCUCCAGACGUGGUAAAUCCCUGAAUCCCUUUGAGGACGUGCAGAUCACAGAACCGGAAGCUGACCGAGAGCCCAAGUCUGAACCUACACCACCUGCUCCCUCUGUAAGGACUCCGCAGACCAAAGCUGUCAAGCCUCGACUGGAAGUGUCUCCAGAGGCUCAACCCACAGCCAGGCUUCCUUCUUCCCCUGACUCUCCUCUCUUUUUUUCCGCUCUUCUUUCCAGUUCUGGCCAGACACCUGUCCUUUCUAAAUCGGGUCAUGGCUCAGAGACACUGUCCUCUGAAUCUCCUUCUGUCUUCUUCUCUUUCUCAUCUCCCGUAGCGGCCCCCAUUUCCACAUCCACGCCGGUUGAAAACUGGCCUUCCACAGACAAGGGCCAGGCCGGUCCUGAAGAACCAUCCUUACUCCUUAAAGCAGAAUUGCAAAAGGAGAGUUUAACACAAGUUCCAAAGACUGUUUCUUGUGCCUCGGGGUCACUUUCUAAACAGCUACCCACUCCAGUGAGGAAAGGGCCAGAAGAUUCUCCGAGGAAGACCAGUGAGGUAGGCCCAGAGAACACCGUCAGUAAUGACUCAGCAAAGUCUCUCCUGAAGCAGCCUGAGACCGAGCCACAAGAAGUUCUGAGGUUGCCCCCCUCAGAACAAGCCUCUGUCCCUUCAUCUCAAGGGACCCAAGAAAUGACAUUCGCCCUUUCAUCCCCAAGUGGCGAGAUUGAAAGCCCAGCUGGGAAGCCUCCGAUGGGGGAAGACACAGAUGUCACAAGUCCAUGUGGGUCUUGUGGGGAGAACAGAGUGAAGGACAGCAGAACGGCUUCUGCGGUUCCAGAAGCAGUGUCCCCUCUUCAGAUGGCAGAAUCAUCCCCCACUCUUGGCUCUGUGAUGCAGACGCACGAGGAGAAUGUCCAUGAGGGCCAAAAGAAAAUCAAGAAGCGGGUGUCAUUUUCUGAGCAGCUCUUUACGGAGGAGGAGUUAGAGAAGUCCCCCGGAUCAGAGGAGGAGGACGAAGGGAACCCCCAGGAGCCGCCACGGGAAGGAGCCACGGCUGGAAAUGGGUCAGAUGGGGAGCCUGCCGGGUCUGUCCACACAGAGGACUCCAAGAGGGAAGCGGCCAGUCAGGGUGCGCUAGCUUCCACGGCCGAUCCCCUUGCCCUCCCCUGCGAGGAGAGUUUCUCAGAAGGCCCCGUGAGUGAAGCAAGCUCGGGGCAAGACCUUCCCCUCUGUGGGGUCGAGGGAGACCAUCUGCUUAUGGCCGAGAAUCAGAGCAAAGCCAGUGAUCACGAAGGCUUAUUGUCCGACCCCCUGGGCGGCCUUCCCUCUGCCCCAGGUGUUAGCUCUCCAGUCCUGGCUGACCUGGGCUUAACCCUUCCUUCCAUCCCCGAAGUGGCAUCGGAUGACGAAAGAGUGGAUCAGGUUGAAGAUGACGGAGAUGGAGAGAUGGCCCAGGUGGCAGCCCCGGAAGCCGGGCCUUCUUCCUUGAGCGCGUCACCUGCCCGUCCUGAGAUGGGAAAGGGGCCCAGAGGCCAGGCGGUUGUGUGGGCGGUGCCCACCGAGAGCCUGCACGACCCCCAGUCGAAGGCACCCAAAGCAUCCGUUACAGCUUCUUCUUCGGACCACGGCUUCCCGACCACAGCUUUGGGAAUUCAUAAACCAGAUCGUGGCAAGAGUUCACGCUCGGAUAAACAGCGGUCAGGUCCUGGCGGUGGCGAGAAGGAAGAGUUGCCGGGAAAUGGGGGGCCAAGCCAGCGUCCUGAAGUGGCCCUGGAUUCUCCUGUACCCAGCCCCUCCUUUUCUGAGACCUUUCCUGUUCCGCACUCUUUUCCUAGCUACCCACACGCUGACACGCACCACACCAGUACAGCAGAAUCUCAAAAAAAAGCAACAGCAGAGGGCCCUGCUGGUAAGGUGGACAAUUCUGGCAAGAGGAAGCCGCUUCUUCAGGCCUGGGUCUCACCCUCAGAGACACAUACAGUCUCAGCUCAGCCGAGCACGGGAACGGGGUCAGCCAAGCACAGACUUCAUCCCGUGAAGCCAAUGAACGCAGCAGCCCCCAAGAUUGUUAAUUCCAGCUUGGGCACUGCCACCAUCAUCAGUGAGAACAUGAUCAACGAAGCCAUGAUGAAGAAAUACAACCCAUCGGACCCUGCCUUCGCUUAUGCACAGCUAACCCACGAUGAGCUGAUCCAGCUGGUCCUCAAACAGAAGGAGACGAUAAGCAAGAAGGAGUUUCAGGUCCGCGAGCUGGAAGACUACAUUGACAACCUGCUAGUCAGGGUCAUGGAGGAGACCCCCAACAUCCUCCGGAUUCCCACUCAGGUCGGCAAAAAGGCAGGAAAGAUGUGA